Molecule: messenger RNA, 3617 nt
Organism: Chenopodium quinoa (quinoa)
Lineage: Eukaryota; Viridiplantae; Streptophyta; Magnoliopsida; Caryophyllales; Amaranthaceae
Exons: 6
Coding region: 349-3306 (985 amino acids)
Cellular component (GO): plasma membrane
Molecular function (GO): protein phosphatase 1 binding; protein phosphatase regulator activity
Source: RefSeq, a predicted model, not a curated record
GAGGUAAUAUAAAUAAUGAUUAUGGUUUGUGUGAACUUUGAUCCCCUUUAAUCACGGUCAACAACGCGGCCACUGACACUACCCCACUUGCCAGACCAUCUCUCCGUUACACACUCCUUUACACAACUCCCUCAUCUCCACCGUCCAUCAAACAAUCCCAUAAAUCAACGGUUAAUUACGACUCCAUACAAAUUACUCUCCCAAACAACACUACAUUAAUUACCUCUCUCCUCCAUACAAAUUCAAUCAAGCAAAUUCAUACGACUCCAAACCACACUUGAUUUUAGAAUUUGUUUCUAAAGAGCAGUUCAAAACUCAAAAUAUUCCCUCAAACCCAAAAUUCCAAUCAUGACAUCCUCUAAAAUGGAUGAAGAGCUGAGAAAUGCAGCAGUGAGAGGAGAUGUAGACUUCCUUAAACAUUGUGUUGAAUCCAAUAAACCCAUCGAAUACUACUUGACUUUCUAUCCUGAGGAGGAUGACCAAUCUGGAAGACGCCAUCAUGGCAACAUCUUCCACAUGGCCGCAACCGAAAACCAAGAAGAGUUUAUAAGAGAAGCCAUGGGGAUUUUACCUCAAGAAGCCAUGCACCAACUCCUUCUUCAACCAGGGGACGAAGAAUACAACCCUCUCCAUGAGGCAGCCAAAGUUGGUAAUGUAGAGAUAGUAAAGAUGUUUCUAGAUGUUUAUCAACAAGGAUUCCGAUCUCAUCUUUUGGAACAUCAACGACCCUGGUUAUUCAAGGAUUCCACGGGAAAUAACCCUUGCUUUGUGGCUGUUUUUAGUUAUCAAGAAGAAUGUGCGUUGGAAAUUUAUAAAAUGGAUACGGAGUUGAUUUCCAAUAUGCAUAGUUAUCGUGGUAGCUCCUUAGUCUACGAAGCUGUACGCAUGAAGAUGAGCAAGUUAGCUUUAGAGAUUUUGAGGUCCCCCCAUCCUAUUAGUUGCAACGUCCACGAUGGCUACACUCCAUUCCACUCAAUAAAUUUAAUCGAAUGCUCAGAAGAAUCAGAAGAAAUCUUUCGAGAACUACUUGAGAGAGAGCCAGAGCUAAUUAAACAAAAAAAUAAGAAUGGAUGUUCGGCAUUUCACAUGUGGGCAAAUGAUGGUAAAAUUUGGCCAUUCAAAAUUCUCUUAGAUUGUAAGGAUAUCAUCCAAGAUGUAAAUAAGAUUUUCACAUACUUGGUAUCCUUAACGGAUGAUUAUUGUGGUCGCAAUCCAUUACACAUGUGGGCAAAUGAUGGUAAAAAUGCCGCCCCGUGUGCAGAAGAUGCUACAAAAAUUGCAGAAUUGCUGAUAGAUAUUUACAAAAAAGAAUCACCAAGCCUUUCAUAUAAUCAACAUCCUUGGUUAGUGAAGGACAACUUUGGAAAUACACCUUUGUCAUUGGCCAUAGCCAAUAAGUAUGAAAAUCUCGCAAUAUAUUUGUUGUCAGUGGAUGAAAAUGUAGUUAUCGAAAGUAACAAGAAUAUUCUAUUCUUGGCUGUCAUGGCUCAGUGUCAUACAGUCGCCGAAGAGAUAUUGAAGAUAAUCGAUAACAAAGGUUGGAAUCAACUUCUUACGAAUCAUCAAAAGCUCAAUAUCUUGCACCUUGCUCCACUAUGCACAGAAAACUUUUGUGCACAACUAAUGGAAAGACAUCCAGAAUUAAUCAAAGGAGUAGAUAAAGAAGGAUCUACAAUAGUUCAUAGUUGGGUAAAAAGUGACAAAGAAUGGCUAUUUAAAUUCAUAUUGGAGAGCAAGUGGAAAGAUCAGUUUGUAAAACUUGUUAAUGUUAAGGAUUACAAUUAUCAAAACAGUCCUUUUCAUGUUGCCGCAACUACCACUCAUAAAGCAACAAACCAGAUUGUAGCACUCCUUGUUGAAGCUUACAAAAAAUACGAAUUUGCUUGGACCGUAAAUGGUAUCAAUCAAUUGCCAUGGCUUGUAAAGAAUAAAGAAAAUAUAGGGCCUCUACACUUGGCAUUACUCAACAAGCGUGAAGAUCUUGGACUAUACAUAUUGUCACUACUCCGGGAUGAUCAAAGUAUGGAAAAACUGCUAGAAUAUUAUGAGCCAGAGCACUUUACGUUGUUUCUUGCUAUACAAAACAGUUGCUCUGAAGUAGCCAAAGCCAUGUUGGGAAAGUUGGAUAAGCGAAGCUGGACCAAAUAUCUAAAAGAUUCCUCGACUGGUUGGAAUAUAUUGCAUCUUGCUACAACCUUAACAGAUGUAAGCUUUGGGACAUGGUUAGUAGAUAUAGCACCAGAAUUCAUCACCCAAAAAGAUGAAAAUGGACAAUCACCUUGGGAUAGAGCGUUUGAACUUGGUUCUGCAUGGUUUAUAAAAGCGGUUUUGGAAAAAGAUUCAUCCGCGUUCAGUAGGGAACCCCUGGCUUGGACAAAAGCUUGUGAAAAAGGUCAUGUCCCAGCUCUUUGUGCCUUCAUUGACCAUAAUCCAGGAGCGUUUCGAGAUCUUUGUAUUGAAAAAAAGGAUUCUCCUUUACAUCAUAUAAAACUGUCAAGUUUAACAGACUAUGAAGAGUUUCUCAAGAUUCCACGCAUGAAGGAUCUAAUUAAUCUUCAAGAUUCUCAUGGUGUAACACCUUUACACAAAGCAAUACAAGAUGACAACUUAUUCUUGACUGAAACUUUACUUAGCGUUGAUAAGAUCAACUAUGACAUCAACGAUGAUGGAGAUAAUUCUGCCAUAGAUCUAUUGGCUCAGAAAUGCGCUGACAACCAGGCAUGGGACCGAAUGUGCAAGAGAAUUGGGCUUGAUCCAAUGAUUAAAACGACAUACUUUCGAACUAAGACAAAUUUGUUGGAUGUGCGAAAUUCUUUGUUUGUGGUAGCUGCCUUACUAGCCACCAUUACAUUCACUGCUGGAUUCACUCUCCCUGGUGGAUUUACUCAAGAUACCGGGGAAGCAAUUUUGGCAAAGAAAGCAGCUUUUUUGGUGUUUUUGGUAUCUAAUACACUAGCCCUAUCUUUUUCAAUGUUGGUGUUGAUUUGUCUCAUAUGGUCCAUGGUCUUUGAUUUUAGUAAAUCAUUGACAUUGAUUGACCGAAGUAUGGUGUUUCUCCGUUUAGCACUAAAUUUCACAUUAUUGACGUUUAUGACGGGAGUCUAUAUUGUCAUAGCCCCAAAGUCAUUAUGGGCUGCUAUUCUCAUUAUUGUCAUCGUGAGCUUUCUCAUUGGAAUAUCUAUCAACAAGGAUCUCUUGUACAAUGCUCUAGAGUAUCUUGACAAGUUUCCUUCUCCGAGUAAGAAGUGCAUAGAUCGACUUCGUCUGAUGGAAUUGGGGUGCGCCCCUAACAGAGUCCGUGCUUAGUUUUUGAUACUGCAGUUCGAAAUAAGGUCGCCGAUUGUUACGGAGUACUGUAUAGAACUAAGUUCACUUCAUGUUACAUUUAUACUGAGUAGAAGUGCUCGAGAAAAAAGGAAAAUAAAAUUCAAGUGUGUGUUAUUUGUUGUAAAUAUUGUACAUGAGUACAAUAUUAUUAAUGUCAAUUAUUUAAUUCAAGUGAUUGUAACUUUUUUUUUCCUUCCUUACCUUUUAAAAAAUUUGAGAGACUUUUAUACAUGGUGUUUAGAUACUUAUAUUUUUAAAAUGGUUAUUUACUUAUUUGUCUUCAUUAAUGU